Molecule: messenger RNA, 7950 nt
Organism: Danio aesculapii
Lineage: Eukaryota; Metazoa; Chordata; Actinopteri; Cypriniformes; Danionidae
Product: bridge-like lipid transfer protein family member 2
Exons: 40
Coding region: 330-7034 (2234 amino acids)
Source: RefSeq, a predicted model, not a curated record
AAAAAAAAACUAAAACAGAAGUACUACAAGUGGAAAGUCCAUUGCUUGAAUAAUGAGAAUGAAUUCUAGUUGAUCAACAUAACAGUGGAUGUAUUAAUAAUGCUGUGCGUUUUAGGAAGCAGAUGACUAUGGUUAGCAUGUCAGUUUGUUGACAGAGGUCUGUCAUGAACUGCUACUAGCUCAGUUAGCCUAGCAUGAGACGGAGGGGCGGCGUAACGUUACACGUAAAAGAUCCACCGGACUGCAUUACAAACCGUUUCAGGUGGUCUGAAGUCAGCGAUCUCCAGGCCAUGAUUGUGGGCUAAAUGUGAAGAAACAUCUGCAGCACAAUGUCUGCCCUGCUGAUUGCCUGCUCAGUUUUUCUCAUCCUAGCGGUCCUGUUUAUUUUACUCUUUAGAUGGUUUGCCUGCAGUUUGGCUGUCCGCUUUUUCCAUAAUACCCUGAAUGCCGAGCUCAAGAUCAAAUCUGUGGGUCUGUUCUCGGUGCGAGGAAUCAGUCUUCAGUUUCAGCCUCAACACACACUGGAAAUUGACAGGAUAUGGAUUUCUUGUAAAAUAGUUAACCCAGACCUGCCGAGGUUUUUGGCACUGUGUGUGGGUGAGGCCCGGGUCCGCUUCGACUUGCAGGAACCCUUUAGGCCACGGGUCUCAAACAAAAAUGAGGAGAAUUCAAAAAAGCCUCCUCCUCUCAGUCCCUCUACCCUGCACUUCCUCUCUCAGCUGCUGUCAUUCCACAUCGACUCCAUCAAUGUGAUGGUGUUGAAUCUGGCUCUGUCUGAGUCGCUCUGGCACAUGACGUCCUCUGCCAUCACUUUGCUGCUGGAUCAUCAAAUUAAAAGGUUGGCCUGGGAUUUCUCAGUUGGACAACUCACCAGUAAAGUUCUGAAGAGCAGCAGACUUCAGGACACGUGUCUGGCGGAGGUGUCUCUGAGUCUGGCCCUGAAUGGUGACGUGAGUUUGCCUGAUCUCAGACCAGGCCGUCUGGGUCUGUGUGUGAGGACUCUGCUGGCUGAACUUCACGAGGGCCUGUUCCUCAGUCACUUACCCAAACCUCCAGGAGCUGCUUUAGACGUCUACACCAGUCAUACUGCAGAUGAUCAAGACGACUCUUACAUCCAAACAGACUCAAUUGAGCGCCUUCACAACCUGAUUCCACAGAACGUCAACGUGGAUUUUGAAAACACUAAUAUCACACUCUCCAUGCACAGUCAGAAGAGACAUCUGAACUGGACUUUAAAGUCUCUGAAGCUGGGUUAUGACCGCGAUGAUGAGCAGCUUCCUCUGAAAUCUUUCACUCCUGAGCUCAGUUUCCCGCAGACCCGCCUGGAGCUUCUGCUGGAGGAUGGUCUCUUGCUGUCACAAAGCAGACAGAGGAUUAUAUGUCUGAACACUCUAAGAACAAUACUGCAUGUAACAUCUGUUGACAUCUCUAGUACAGUCACUGUCAACACUUGCAUCAUCCACUACCGUCAUCAAGAGUUCUCUCAUUGGCUGGACAUGUUGUCAUGGGAUCAGCUCUCGCACAAAAAAAACACUCGCAAAAAAAGGCGUUUCCCUCAACUGGACGCUCCGGUGAAGAUAAGCUCCACAGUGUCCAAUGUCAACGUGUCCGUGCAGUUGGGAGAUACACCACCCUUUGCCUUGGGCUUCAUCUCAGCCAACACUGAAUUGCAACACUUGUUAGACUGUGAAGAGGAUGAUGAGAAGAGUCUGACUGUAACCGAGAAAGCUUUUCUGUCCCUCGAUCAUUUCUGGUGGCGUGUGGGCCAGGGAUCCCACAUCCAGCAGGCUCCUCACCCACCUGGAAAACACGUCUGGGGGGAAGCCCUUAUUCUGGACUCCCUCACACUGCAGGGCAACUAUAGUAAGCCAAGGAUGGUGAACUCCAGCCCCUCUGGCAGUGUUUGCAUGGAGUCCAAUAUAAAAGGCCUGCAAAUGGAAGUGUCUGAGACCUGCACUCAGUGUCUUUCACGCCUGUUCUCUGUUCUCAAACUGGACAAAGCAGAAAUUGCCCCUUUACAUUCUCCUCUGGAAAAGCCUUCAACCCACUUCACACAGCUCUUUAAUUUUAAACUCUGUCUUGAGGAUGUAAAUGCAUUCACACUCUCUAAUGUGGCAGGGGCUAUUUCAGCAAGGGUGGACACAGUGGUUGCUGAAGGAUCUGGGGAGAGCUCCAGUGUGUCUGUUCAUGGUGUUUCUCUGGCUGUGGUGAAGGUCAUCACUGAGAGUAUGGAGCCCUGCUGCCCAGCCGCACAAACCCCCAACCCCAUCCUGACCUUAACUGCUUUCAGCGUCUCCUACCAUAUCAGCACCCGCAGUCUGGAGGUGCGGAGUGAAAGCUCUUUAAUAGCGCAGUGGACUCCAUCAGACCACAUGUUUCUGUAUCAGCAUGUCACCGAGAGCCAAAGAUACUGGAAAGCGCUUUCUGCAUCUCUAAAGCUACAGAAUUCAGAUGGAGCGAAGUCCUCUUCCUCCAGCAUGUUAGUGUGUGUAGAGCUGGCGAGCACAAGACUCACUGCUCAUGUGUCCGAGAAGAACUUUAUCAUCUUCAGCGCAGAAGCUCUGUCGCUCUCCAAACGGCCUGGAGCUGUGCUGAUGAAGACUCCUCACCUGGUGCUCAACUUUGAUGGCAAUGACAUCUUCUCUUUUUCUGAUGCCGAGGUGCAGAUGCUGGACGAGCCGGAGGCGAUGAUGCAGCACAGAUCUCAAUUCCCGUUCCUCCAAACACCUCGCAAUCGCAGCUGGCUCUUCACUGCGCCCAGCCUUGCCAUUGAGUUCCCUUAUCAGUACAACUUCUCGGACACCUUCGACAAGGCUAUCAGUGUGCAGAAGUGGCUGAAGACCCUACAUGGUGGUGCCAUUCAAUCAGAAGAACCCUCUCGGCUCCCACCCGACCUGCUUAUCCGCAUCAACCAGUUCUCCUUCGUGUUCCUGGACGACGUUUUCGAGAUCAAGCUGCGUGACAAUUACGAGCUCAUGAAGGAUGAAAGCAAGGAGAGCGCCAAGCGUCUGCAGCUACUGGAUAAGAAAGUUGCUGAUUUACGCAAGCAGCACGGUGAGCUCCUGCCGGCCCGGAAGAUUGAAGAGCUCUACACGUCACUUGAGCGCAAGCACAUCGAGAUCUACAUUCAGCGGUCCCGGCGGUUGUACGCUAACACACCCAUGCGCAAGUCUCUGCUUACCUGGACGGUGUCGGAGUUGGAGCUAGUGGCGCUGGCGGAUCAGACCUUGCAUGGGCCAGAGCGGAUCCGAGAGCAACUGAGGGACAUCGAUGGGGUCAGCCCCUUUCCCAGAGAUGGCCUGCAGCUGGUGGUCCAGUGGUGCCGCGCUUUUAAAUUCAAGCUAAAUGCAUUCCUGGUGCGUAUCCGAGAUUACCCUCGCUACCUGUUUGAGAUCCGAGAUUGGACACUGUCAGGACGCCUGAUGGGCACCGAGCAGGACGGGCAGCUCAGAGCAAAGCGCAAACAAGUAGUCCAACUCGGCCAGCCAUGGGGCGAUGUGAUCGUUUAUAGGAAUAUGCCACCUCUGAAGUUCUACUAUGACAUCCACUCAAGCAUUUCCCUCUACACCAUUGUGUGGGGGCCGUGCUGGGACCCUGCUUGGACGCUGAUUGGCCAGGCUGUUGAUUUACUGACCAAACCCACAGCUGACCCUUCCCCCCUUCUCACCUGGUGGGAUAAAAGCAGACUUCUCCUGCAUGGCCGCUGGGUAAUGGACAUUGAACAGGCCAACCUGCAUCAGCUCGCUAAUGAGGACCCGUACAACACUACAGAGAACCUGCACUGGGAGUGGAGCAAACUGAACUUUGACUGGACUCCAGGGCAAUUUGUCUUUAAGGGUGACCUGGAUGUCAACGUUAGAACAGCAUCCAAAUAUGAUGAUAUCUGCUUCCUGCAUCUCCCGAGUCUGUGUAUGACUCUUGAGCUCCAAUGGUUAUGUCAUGGAAAUCCACACGAUCACCAUGCAGUAAUGCUCUGUGCUGCAGAGAAUGUUGCAGACGUCACCUCCGGUCAGCCGCACGACUCCUACAGGGCCUUCCGCUCUGAAAACCUCAACCUCUCCAUCACCAUGGACCUCGACCAGUCUGGCAAAGAGCCCUGUCAGCCCAGAAUCCUCCUCUACAGCAGCACCCUGCGUUGGAUGCAGAACUUCUGGGCCACCUGGACCAGUGUGUCCCGGCCCAUCUGUAGAGGGAAGCUCUUCCACAGCCUCAGGCCCACCCGCAGGAAGCUUGGCCAGCACUACAAGCAGAUGUCCUACACCGCAUCUUUCCCACAGCUACAGGUCCACUACUGGGCGUCAUUUGCUCAGCAGAGAGGCAUUCAGGUGGAGUGCAGUAAAGGUCACGUCUUCACCAGAGGAGCACAGAGGCUCAUCCCACAGGCUGGCACUGUGAUGAGACGACUGAUCUCCGAGUGGAACGUCACUCAGAUGGUGAGCGAUCUCUCUCUGGUCACCGUGCACCUCAUGGCCUCCACAUGGGACGAGACGGCCGACCACCAGAUCAACGCCCAGGUGAAGAAGACCCACCUGCUCAGCCUGUCCUCACUCAGCUACCAGAGACAGAGCAACCGCAUUGAGGAGGAGGUGAACUCAAAAGAUGAGAGCAACGCUUCAUACACGCACAAGUUGUGUUUAGUGGACCUGAGGGCCUCCUGGACCACCACCAACAGGAAUAUUGCCUUUGGCUUGUAUGAUGGCUACAAGAAAGCUGCUGUACUGAAGAGGAACCUCUCCACCGAGGCUCUGAAAGGUCUGCGGAUCGACACACAGGUGCAGACGAAAAAGCUGAAGCGAUCCAUGUCCAGCUAUUCCUCAAACACAGCUCCUGCUAUACCGGUCAUCACCACAACCACUCGCCCAGAGAAGAGCCAUAACGAAGGUAACCCGGCUCAGAAAUGUGAUGCUGUAGUAGCUCACUUGCAAGGAACAUCCAUGCUGCAGAAGCUUAUCGAGGAGACUGAUAAGUUUGUGGUCUUCUCUGAAGAGGAUGCAGGAGUGAGUGAUCAGCUCUGUGGAAUUGCCGCAUGCCAGACUGAUGAUGUUUACAACCGCAACUGGUUCAUAGAGCUUGUCAAUGGACAGAUGAUGCUGCGAGGCACUGAGACCGCCGGCUGUGUGCUGGUAUCUGCUGCCAAGGCUCAACUACUGCAGUGUGAACACCAUCCUGCUUGGUACAGCGACACCCUCAAGCAAAAGACCACCUGGACUUGCCUACUGGAUGGUAUGCAGUACUUUGCCACCAUGGAGCAAAACCCCUCUGAGCAAGAGGACUGGCAGCUGUGGCUUGAGGUGAAGAACAUUGAGGAACACAGACAGAGGAACCUGGACUCGGUGCUGGAGCUGAUGGAGAGCGGUCAGGCUGUUGGAGGAAUGGUCAGCACCACCACAGACUGGAACCAGCCAUCCCAUGUGCAGGAAACCCAGCAGGUCCAGCGUAUCAUCUCUCGCUGUAGCUGUCGCAUGUACUACAUCGGGUACAGCCACGACAUUGACCCUGAACUGGCCACCUCCAUCAAACCUCCAGAGAUCCGUGACCAGCAUGAGAAGGAGGAUCUUUUGAAGAAACAAGCUGGUGCAGUCGACACCUUUACCCUUAUCCACAAUGACUUGGAGAUUUCCACCAAUCCUGUGCAGUACUCCAUGAUCUUGGACAUCGUUAAUAACCUGCUGCUCCAUGUGGAACCCAGACGCAAGGAGCACAGUGAGAGGAAGCAACGUGUGCGUUUUCAGCUGGAGAUCUCUAGCAACCCUGAGGAACAGCGUAGCAGUAUUUUGCACCUUCAGGAAGCUGUACGCCAGCAUUUGGCUCAGAUACGUUGCCUGGAGAAGCAGAUUUACUCCAACAUGAGGUCCCAGUCAGAGGAGUUCAGAGGAGACGAGCUGUCAGAAAUCAACCUUCGCCUGCAGAAUCAGCUCAACCAAGAGAAGACAGACAUGCAGAUGAAGAGCGAAGAGCUUAACAUCCUCAUCCGUUGUUUUAAGGACUUCCAGCUGCAAAGGGCAAACAAACUGGAGCUGCGCAAACCCCCAGAAGAUGUUAGCGUUGCUCGUCGCACUGAGAUCUACUUUGCUCAGGCCCGCUGGUGCCUUACAGAAGAAGAUGGACAGCUGGGUAUAGCUGAGCUCGAGCUGCAGAGGUUUAUGUACAGCAAGCUGAAUAAGUCUGAUGAUACAGCAGAGCAUCUCCUGGAAUUGGGCUGGUUCACAAUGAAUAACCUGCUUCCCAAUGCUGCGUACAAGGUGGUUCUGCGUCCUCAGAGUCCCUGCCAAUCAGGACGUCAGCUCGCUCUCCGCAUCUUCAGUAAGGUCCGCCCCCCAGUGGGAGGGAUCUCCGUCAAAGAGCACUUUGAGGUAAAUGUGGUACCGCUCACCAUUCAGCUCAUGUACCAAUUCUUCAAGAGGAUGAUGGGAUUUUUCUUCCCUGGAAGAAAUGUGGAAGAAGAAGAAGUUGGGGAUGAGGAAGACAAGUUCAGAUUGGUUACUACAGGUGUGGUAAAACCCAGGCAGCUCUCUGAAGACUCCAUAGCAGGACUUGGACCUGGGAAAGGGGUCACACAAGGGUUAAAUCGCACCGCUGGAGUCAGGAGGUCUUUUCGCAAACCACCUGAGCAUCCCGUUGAUGACAUUGACAAGAUGAAAGAGAGAGCAGCCAUGAACAAUUCUUUCAUUUACAUCAAGAUUCCUCAGGUUCCACUCUGUGUCAGUUACAAGGGAGAGAAGAGCAGUGUCGACUGGAAGGAUCUGAAUCUGGUUCUGCCCUGUUUGGAGUAUCACAACAACACUUGGACCUGGCUGGACUUCGCUAUGGCUGUGAAGAGAGACAGUCGGAAAGCUCUAGUUGCACAGAUGAUAAAGGAGAAGCUGCGGUUGAAACCAGCCUCGGGCUCAGAGUCUCGAGGGAAAGCCACGGACGGAAAAACAGACAGCAGCCUCCAGCAGCAGGUGGAGGACGAGAAGGCCAGGCUUCUGAUCGGCUUCAGCACGGCGGACAAGAGCUCCAGCAAAAAGAGCAUCUUCAGUCGCCGCAAGUGAAACAGUUCGUGAGAGAAGAGGUGGACUGUGAUGAAUAAAUCAAGUCCAGAAUCCCUCUCCGCUUCACCAGGGGUGCCUUUAGACGUCCGCGCUGGAUGUGGACAUGAAAACCAGCACCGGAUGAGAUGGAGUCAUUCUACAGUCUAUCGUCAGGGCUGUACAUUUAACGUUUGGUUUUAUGUACUGCUGUUGUGUGAGUCAUUUCUAUAUAUUGGAGGAUAACGUCCUUGUGGCUCCAGACGGUGUCCCACAAUUCAAUGGUUCAUCUGUAUUUUGUGUUCGAUGUAUUGUGACGCCUCUCCUGCUGGAUCGGGAGACAUUAGUGUUUGAAUCUUGCUUGGAGCUGCAAGAAAAAUCUGAAGCGUGCGUGUACUGGAAAACCCAUAUAGUUCCACUGUAUGUGAAGUUAUGGAGAAUUAAUCCACAUUUCGGAGGAGAGUUAAAUCCUACAUGGUAAUAGUUAGUUGACCACUGAUUUACUGUACUAACUACGUAGUGCAAUACAAAAGCGAAUAGACCGUGUCGAUGGGAAGCGUCUUGUUUUAUGCCAUUUUUGCGGCCGAUCUGAUUAAUUAAUGCUUUGUAAUUUUAACACUAUGGCACUUUUUACACAAAGGAUUUUCUGAUAUUUUUGUAUCUGUGGGUUAUUUCUGGUAUCGUUUCGAUAAUGUCUUCAGAUGCUGCUGAUUUUUUGCUUGUCAGCUUCAAAAGUCAAAGAUGUUAUUUGAGCUUGAAUGUUUAAAAAUUGAGCACUAUUUGGAUUUUCUUUUUCUUCCUGCCCCACUGUAUCAGGCAACGGGCCUAGUAUUGUUCUUUGUACAAAUAAUGGGAGGUAUUCAAUGUCACCAAGCAUGCAAAUUAAUAUUUGUCAGUAAAAUAAAAAAGCAGGCCCAAAUGAGUCCUUCAGAAACUCUUA